This is a messenger RNA of Diuraphis noxia (Russian wheat aphid), 1821 nucleotides long. It is a transcript of the gene Atg7, whose product is annotated as Autophagy-related 7. Gene Ontology annotation, cellular component: cytoplasm; phagophore assembly site. The record is from RefSeq and is a predicted model, not a curated record. Gene Ontology annotation, biological process: protein modification by small protein conjugation; piecemeal microautophagy of the nucleus; cellular response to nitrogen starvation. Gene Ontology annotation, molecular function: Atg12 activating enzyme activity; Atg8 activating enzyme activity. Lineage: Eukaryota; Metazoa; Arthropoda; Insecta; Hemiptera; Aphididae.
UUAAUGUUUGCGUAUUUUAUUUUUCAGAAAAAGUAUUAAUGAUUAUGUAAUAUUUGUAUCAAUCUAAUUACAAUAUGGCUAGUUCAUCAGAAACAGCAAAUACCACCAUUAAUGAAAAAAUUUCAAAAACAUCAGUAAAAGAUGAAACAUUAUUGCGAUUUGAACCAUUAUCAUCUUGUCUUGAUCCUAACUUUUGGUUCAAAGUUUGUCAAUUAAAAUUAGAAGUUGAUAAACUAGAUGAAGUCCAUAGACCAUUGAUUGGAUAUUAUACUUCAAAUAAUAAUCCAUAUAUGUCAUUUGACUGUUCAUCCUUUAACCAAGAAGUUAAUGAUGAAACAUCUUUUAAAUAUGUUGCUCGUGGCUAUUGUUUAAAUAAAAAUACAAUAGAUUCAUUUAAAAAAUGUGAUAAAAAUGAAUUAUUAAGAGAAUUUGGUGAACGGUUAUUAAAUGAUUUCUGUUCUGGUAAAGCUAUUGAAGACCCUUCCAUAAUUCCAGCUUUUGAUGUAUUAAUGUACACAGAUUUAAAACGAUAUAUUUUUUAUUAUUGGUUUGCUUUUCCAUCAUUUAACGGACCAAAGUAUUGUCUAAACGAUGUACCUACUCUUCUUAAAAAUACGUUUUCUUCUCCACAGUUUGAUUCAUUMGUUUUUGGAUUUAAAAAUCUAAAAAUUAACCAAAGAGGAUUUUUUGGAGUUGCAUCUACRAAAGAAGGAAACCUUACAGUUAUGACUCUAAAAGAGUACAUCAAUAUACUUAAAAAUAAUACAGAAAGUGAUUCAGUUGGUUAUUUAGUGUUUGCUGAUCCAUCAGAUUUGUUGAACAAUCCUGGAUGGCCAUUACGAAAUCUUCUGUAUUUAAUUUUACAUCACUGUCCCUCCAUUAGAACUUCAGUGUUGAGAGUAAUAGCAUUACGAGGUUCUCCUUCUACUAAAUUUUCAGCCAGCAUGUURUUUAAUAUAAAAGUAUCGUCUGAAGAUAUUUUUACGCAAGAUGCUAUUAAAUUUGUGGGCUGGGAAAAAAAUGCUAAAGGAAUAUUCUGUCCAAAAUAUGUAGACCUCAGUAAAACAAUGGACUCUACAAAACAAGCCAAAGAAUCUGUAGAUUUAAAUCUUAAGUUAAUGAAAUGGCGCAUUGCUCCUGAUUUAAACUUAGAUAUUGUUGCUCAAUCAAAAUGUCUAAUUAUUGGAGCUGGUACACUUGGUUGUUGUGUGGCUAGAAAUUUAAUGGCAUGGGGUGUUCGUAACAUAACAUUUGUUGAUAAUGGGAAAGUAUCAUAUUCAAAUCCAGUAAGGCAGUCAUUAUACAGGCAUUCUCAUUGCAUAAAUUCAAAUACUUACAAAGCAACAGCUGCUGCUGAUGUAUUACGUGAAAUACACCCUGAAAUUAAUAGUACUGGUGUGGUUAUGAGUAUUCCAAUGCCUGGCCACAUGGCAAACAUUGAUGAUCACAAAAAUGUAGAUUUAUUAUCAAAAUUAAUAGAAGAUCAUGAUGUUAUAUUUUUGUUAACGGAUUCACGUGAAAGUCGUUGGUUACCUACCAUGUUAUCUACAUUACACAAUAAGCUUGCCAUAACUGCAGCAUUAGGAUUUGAAUCAUAUUUAGUAAUCAGACAUGGAGUUAAAGUACCAAAUGUUUCUACUGGUGAACAAAAAUUAGGCUGUUAUUUUUGUAAUGAUGUUACAGCACCUGGAAAUGUAAGGAUUAAUCAUUAUUUUUAUAGAAAGCAUUAUACAGUGGUCGCCACUUAUUGCACUCAUGGUUAAUUGACUCAUUUGCCUAUUAGACUCAUAACACCUGGUCCCAAUUCGUAUAUAUUCUAAA